AUCUAGGUGCGGUCUUGACUGGCGAGUUGAGGUGCUUGGGCAGUAUAGCACUAUGCACAUUGCUGUUUAAAAUGGCGUCGAGCUCGGAGCUGCUGGAAUAUUCGUCCCCGGCGAAGCGUCGAAAGGUCGAGGGCGUCGUCGAUCAAGGAAGUGCCAUCACAGCAUUAGCGGACUCGCGGCCCGACAAGACGACCCACGACAGCUCGCACGACGAUCCCGAAGAAACACUUGGCACCGACAGCGGAUUUAACGAUCUGAGUGACGAGUCCAAGUCAGCCUCCAUUUCUCCGGCAGCUACAAAUCUGAUAUCACCAUCAUCCAGAGUUGAUUCCACAAGUAACGAUACCGAGUGUCCUUUCAGGGUUGACACUGCAGACGAAAAGGACGAAGUAUCAUCCACAGUGUCCAAUUUGUCAGACUUAUCAGGCUUAUCCGAACUAUCCGGAGAAGCAGAUGCCAGUCCUCCUUGGAGAAACGCUUCUUCCUGGAUUCAGAAACAGAUGUUGACAGGCGUGGAUCCCCGAAAUCUUCUGCACCAUCUCCUCACGGAUUCCACACAAAUACCUGAACAGGUUGAUGACUUUACACUAUGGAAAAUCAUAAUCAACAUGAUGUCGGAACCGCCGAGACGGCACAAGCUCAGACACAUAAACACCUUGUCAGACGUCGUGCGAUUAAUUCGCUGCAGCAAGAAGAUCAUAGUACUGACCGGCGCGGGUGUGAGUGUCAGUUGUGGUAUUCCCGACUUUAGAAGUAGGGACGGUAUUUACUCACGACUGGCCCAAGACUUUCCAGAUUUGCCGGACCCGCAGGCUAUGUUCGAUAUCAAUUACUUUAGUCAGGAUCCCAGACCGUUCUACAAAUUUGCGCGCGAAAUAUAUCCCGGACAAUUUAAACCCAGUCCUUGCCACAGAUUCAUCAAAAUGUUAGACAAGCAGAAAAAGCUUCUGAGAAAUUAUUCGCAAAAUAUCGAUACGCUGGAGCAAGUUGCCGGUAUCGAAAAUGUAAUCGAAUGCCAUGGUUCUUUCGCCACCGCGUCGUGCACAAGAUGUAAAUACCAAGUCAGGGCGGACGACAUCAGGGAGGACAUUUUUGCCCAGAGGAUACCCACGUGUCCGAAGUGCCGCGUCAACGCGCUCCCCUCGCUCUCCGACUGCAGCGAAAACUACAGAGAUCUGGUGUCUCAAGGUAUAAUGAAACCGGAUAUCGUGUUCUUCGGCGAAGGACUUCCGGACGCUUUUCACGACGCGAUGGCCAAAGAUAAGGACGAUUGCGAUCUUCUGAUCGUUAUCGGGUCGUCCCUAAAGGUUCGACCGGUAGCCUUAAUUCCCUCAUCCAUUCCGUCGAACGUACCGCAAAUUCUUAUUAAUCGAGAACCAUUGCCGCAUCUCAAGUUUGACGUUGAACUAUUGGGCGAUGGUGACAUAAUUAUAAAUCAGAUAUGUCAUUUAAUGGGUGACACUUACAAAGAGGUUUGCUGGCACGAAAAAGUACUGAAAGAAGCACCGCAACUUUUACCAUAUCAGUGUCUGUCCGACGACACGUGGGAGCAGAGUCAGGACACAACAACCAACACCGAAAUGUCGCGCGACAGCGUAGAAGUCGAUUUAAAACCGCACGCUGUAUCGUCGACCGAGAGUCAAGACAGUCUGCUGAUCACCACGAGUGCGCUUCCGCAGCACACCGAGGACUUGAAUGUCUGUGUGUCGCCAUUCUACACAGGUCACGUGGAAAAUGUAGAGGAGAGUUUCAAUCUGUUGGGAGAGAGUCCAAAGAGGCGAUCGGGUGACACCAGUAUAGAAAACAGUCCAAAGAGGAUGAACUUCGGUUCGAACGACGCGGAAAUCACCAGUUCCACGACGCUCGCGAAAACGAACGUCGAUUGCUCGAUGAUGUUGCCGGAAAGCAACAUCCUCGCUGCCGAAAUAAAAAACAAUUUGGAGGAUUGUCAAGUGGUGCCGUCGGUGAUAACGUCUCUCACUUCCGAAGCUGUUGUGAGCGAGAGCGUGUUCGAAUUGCCUAAGUCGCUGGACAACUGCGACAAAUCGAGCAAGUUCGACGAUAUCGCGUUAGCGGAUCCCGCGGUCGAGACGGACAAAACAACGCAGAAACCGAGACAAGCGUCGGUUGAUUCCGUGUUGGAUUCCGGCAUAGGUGACAGUUGCAACAGCAUCGAUAGCACAGAGGAGAAAUUCGCUGAGCUGAAGAACGGAAGACUGGAGAGGCAUUGUUGGCAACCAAAGAUUCGAGAAAGCCUCGCCGCUAGACUACCAGAAAACUCUUAUUACCAACUGGCCCCGGGCAGAUACAUUUUUCCCGGCGCGGAAGUUUAUGCCGAGCCUGAGGACUUUGAUCGAUAUUCCCUGUCGGCGAACUCCGAGAGCACAGACAGCGAUAGCGACUCUUCCUCGGGCGAAGAGGAAGAGGAUGAAGAGGAAGAGACAGGCGCGGACGAUGAUCUCUCAGAGAACGCGGACGCCGAUGCGGACACGGACGGGCAAAACGCCGACGCCAAAUGGGCGAGUAACUCUUACGGCGCGCAGCAUUGAAGCUGUUGCUUGCUCGCAACACGGUUAGUUUCGAGUUUGUCAUUACUUCAUUGACAUUCAUUCGAGUUUGUGAGGAUCUCAGGCGCGGAACGAUGACUGGCUCGAUUGUCAAGGGCGAAUGUCAUUGAAUGUUGCGUGCAUAAACGGAGUACAAUGAAAAUCUGUUAGGGAUAUUGACAACGUUGUCUGAUAAAGAAUUGUAAAACAAACACGCGUUAAGUAUUGGCGUAUCCUACAUAGAUGUGACGUUUUUUUAGGAUCGUUGAAAACACCGCACAACUGUGAGAAAUAGAUAGUCAAUUUGCUUUCUGUUGCUGCUCGCAGUUGUCGGAAAAUUACAGCUGUAGUUCUUUUAAAAAAUUCUUUUUAGAAAAAAAAAAAAACGUUUUAAGACAUUCUCUUAUCCAAAAAAUUAGAAGGUAUACACAAAUUAUAUAGUAGCGUUAACUCUUUUUAUGUCCGUUUGCGCACGGCCGAAAGUUGUUAGAAUUUUUUUUCAUUCUAAAGAACUUAGAAAAUUUGACGCGGUAUGAAAGGGUGCGAUGAAGUUACGUUGAAUUGUGUGUGUGUGUGUACAAAUGCUUGAAAAUAAGAUUUUUUUUUUCCACGGACUGCAUGUCGAGCAAACUUUAAAAGAGACUUUAGUACGUAAAUAAGACAUCGUUCGCAAUUACACAAGAAUUCAAAUUCGUAGGAUUAUGAGCUGCACACAGUGGUUAGAUGUGUGUAUAUAGAUAUAUUUAAUCCAAAGUUGAAGUAUUUUUCUCAAGACAUUUUCCCCCUCCUCUCCUCCCCCAAGAAGCACGAAGCGUAACUGGGAGAGCUAACCGAGACACAGAAUUGUGCUUUUUUUUUUUUUUUUUUCCACCGAUUCUUACCGUAUUCCGUAUUGGAUUUGCGGUAUUCACGAUCAAUGUAUAUAAGAAGUAUCAUUAAUCCUCGCCACGUACAGAAAAACUACAUGUGUGUACGACGAACAAACUGUUCAUUCAGUUUUAACGGUACAACUGUCGAUUCUUCGCGAUUCUUGUCCGCAUGUAAAGUGCUUACGUACGGGAAACGACGUCGGGAUUGCUUUCAGCUUACCGCACUAAUCUGAUAUGAAUUACUACUGUUUUAUGAACAAUCUAUUUAACCUACUUCUAUUUAAUCUACCUACUUCUCGCACUGUAAAUAGAUACCGAUGUUUUUUCCAAACAAGUUUCCUUGUCUCCGCGAAGAGAGCGACACGCAACAUUGAAGGAGGAGGAGGAGGAGGAGGAGGUUAUACUUUUGCCCUACUUUUAGAUGUGUAAAUAUGAGAUUAUUAUAAUCACGUAAAUGUGUUACUGUGUCACACAGUUGAUUAAAAAAAAAAAAAAAAAAAGAAAAAAAAAACUUGUGGAUUGUUGCGUUUAAUGUGAAGUAAUAAGACAACGGUGUUUCUCUCCAAGCUGAUAAAAGGUCUGCUCGUUUUAGCAUAUCUCCUAUAUAUAAGAUGAAACAAGUAAAUUGUGCUCACACUCCGAAACAGAAGAAGAGAAUAUAAACGCGCGAGAGAUUCAGAGAUUUUAGAGAACGUAGGCAGGUAAAAAGUGCAGCAAAAAUUUAACGGAUCUAAUUUGAUGCAUUCUAUGAAGAUAAAAAAAAAAAAAAAACAUCAUGGUAUUUUAAUAUAUCAGAAGAAAAAAAUAUUAAGACAAAAGUGCGCGCACGUAUGUGUAUUUGUGUGUGUAUGUGUGUAUGUGUAAUUAAGAUGAAAACGCGCGUGAGAGAACAGCCGCGAGGAAUGUCUUCGGUGAAGCUGUGAAUUGCAGAUUAAAUCGAAGAAGAGGCGUUUUUUUUUGCAAGGUUCUCUUUAUUUUACAAUAUCGAUCGGACAGAAAGAGAGAGAGAGAGAGAGAGAGCGAAAGAGAGAAUAAAUAAAUAUAGCGGUGGAAAGAACGUUUCUUUUUUUUUUUUUUUUUUUACGAUAAAAGAACGACUAAGAGACUAAUUUAAAAGCAAGAAUAUUAAUUAUAUUUUAUUCCUGUAUUGUAUCAUUGCGUCGAUGUUUCCGUUGUUCCAAGGAAUUAGAAUUGUUAGUGUGUUGCGUUCACAGAAUCCUCGUUCUUGCAAUUUUAAUGCGAACCGAGGAAAAGAACGAUAGCAAAUUUAUGUCGUAGGUUUAUUUAGGAGGUGAGAGAUUUUUUUCCACUUUUUUUUCGCACGUGGUUGUUUUAUUGCAGGAUAGAUUUACGAAACCACGUCGCAUAUAAAUGCAAUCGAUUUAUAUUGUAUUUUUUUUAAUAAUAUCGGAGAUUAGCCUUUACGUCGAUAACCGGCAGUUGCAUUCGCGGUUUCUGUGCCGUACAUGUUUAUUGCAUUAAUUAAUUAAGUUUCUGCGAAAGAAAGAAAUAGAGAUAUAAUUAUCACACAUAGUUUGGCAAAAAACAAAUCACAGAACAAAAACAAUGAACUUUUUUUUUUUUAUAGAUUCAACGUUAAGUUCGACUUUGUUUCAUUGGAGCACGGGCGAAUGUACAAAGCAAUGUUGGAUAAGCUUCGCAUUGCGUGUUAUUUUUAUAUGAGCCAGAGAAAAAGAAUAGAAUAGAAUCGAAUUUACAAGAUUUAAAAACAAAAUGACGCAAUAAUCUUUGACAAACCGGAUCGCGCAGCGCCGCAUUGUAGGAUGCGAUGACUAAUAAAUUGGGGAUGCGAGGCGACGCGAGAAAUUCGCGGGGAUGAGUUCGCUAAUAGAUUUUAUAUUGUGCACAUUAAUUAAAAAAAAAAAAAAAAAAAAAAAAAAAACACACAAAGACAGAAAAAAGAGAAGCGGUCUUGUCAAAGUUUAUUAUUGCAAACUACGUAUAUGUGUAAGAAAAAAUGGUUGUGUGCAAGUUUAUAUUAUAUAUGUAUACAUAUGUAUAUGUAUAAUUUAAAAUGGACGUAAACUUACUUUGAUUCAAUGCUGUUCGGGCAUUGUGUGAGUAAUGUUUGAAAUUGCAAAUAAGAAGAUAAGUGAAAAUGUAUGUAUAUACGCGUGCGUAGAUGUGUGUAUGUGGAUGCACGAGCGAAAAAGAACGAGUGAGAGAGAUAAACAAAUGACAGAUUAAACACAUAAGCGUAUGUAAUACAUUUGUAAUCACGUGGCGCAUUAGAUUUUAAUUUUUCUCGUUGUUUUCUACUAGGUGUGAGAUAUUUUAUAUGAAAGAUUUAUGUUUAUUUUGUUGUGUGUUGGAUGCAUUUCUGUAUUACGAUAAUGAUUCGUAGAAAGACUUAGCUGCCACCGUAAAGUACUAGAUUAUUAUUUUUUUUUGGUUCCUCGCGACACACAAGAGAUAUAUAUUUUUUUUUUUUUUUUUUUUUUUUUUAUUGUAAUUAGACCACGCGAGAAUUAUCUUUCGCUUUGUAUAAACAGCUUUAUUUAUCAUCGCUGCUAAACGAUACGAGCGGAAGGAAGAUCAUUUAUUGUCUCUUUUUAUUUAUUUAAUACAUAUGUGUAUGUACAUUUGUGUAUUUUUACGAGUGUGUUGUAAUACAUACGCGCGUGAGCCUGUGUGCGAGCCGGUGUGGUUUCCAAAUCUGUGUCACUCGUGCGUAAUUCUGAUAAAUAUCGUUUGGAAACCCGCGCGAAACUCUCUGUGAUCGACUAGAUUACACACAUGAUAUUGCGUUUUUUUUUUAUGUCCGAGUAUAGGAGUUUCAUCAAUUAAUUAUUGUGACGCGUACCCGCAAUAUAUAAUCGCCGCAUAGAUUCGUAUAAAUAAAUUUAGUUUUUUGGAGAUUUGUAUUUUUUACUUAAUUAUUUUUUUACUUACGCGCUCGCUACUUAAAUGAAAAAAAAAAAAAAAAAAAUUCAAGUCCGACGAUCGCGGGACUUGUGUCAUCAAUUGAUCAUUGUGUCAUCAAGCACGUCUAAAUCUCUCUAUCUGUAUAUUUAUUUUGUACGUGUAAAUUUUGUGAUGUACGUAUGUAUGUGCGCGGGUCCUUUCUCAAUCUUCUCUCGCGAUUACGUUCCCUUCGAAGGAACUGUAGCAGUUGUUUCGAGUAAAAAAAAAAGUUGUUUCCUUGCCUCCGCGAGAUUUUGUUACGGGAGGUAAUCGAUACGGAAGAUUAAAUUUGCAGGACGCUCUGCGCACAUACGUAUGUACGCGUAUUAUUAUUAUUAUAAAUAAAAUAUUUGUAGUCGAUUCAGAGAGAGAGAGAGAGAGAGAAAAAGAGGGAUAUAAAGAGAGAACGAGAGUGAGAGUGAAUGAGAGGAGAGAGAGAGAGAGAGUUGUCAACUCUUGAAGGUUUGACAAUCAAUACCAACUUUCUUGUGCAGUACUGAGAAAAAAAAACCUGUAUAAAAUAAAUACACUGUCACAUGUAAAUAAUUUAUUAUUUUUACUGUAUUUCGCGAAUUUUGUCGCAUCAACGGAAAUAUCGGGCGAUGAAUGAGGGGCGCACGAGGCUGUUCCUUUGCAUUUUUCCGAGAUCUAUACAUCAGCCGUCGCAAUACAAAUCAAUCUGAUUUUCAAGCUGAUGCGACGAAAUACACGAACCUCUGAAUUUUUUAUAAUUUGUUAUUUAAUGUAAUGAUGUUAUAAAAAAUGUUCUUUAUCAACA
Pseudomyrmex gracilis is the source of this 7118-nucleotide messenger RNA. It is a transcript of the gene Sirt1, whose product is annotated as NAD-dependent protein deacetylase sirtuin-1. Lineage: Eukaryota; Metazoa; Arthropoda; Insecta; Hymenoptera; Formicidae. Gene Ontology annotation, molecular function: NAD+ binding. The transcript has 10 exons. The coding region runs from base 72 to 2549 and encodes 825 amino acids. The record is from RefSeq and is a predicted model, not a curated record.